Colletotrichum acutatum is the source of this 952-nucleotide messenger RNA. RefSeq lists its product as uncharacterized. Bases 166 to 783 code for a protein of 205 amino acids. NCBI's taxonomy places the organism in Eukaryota, Fungi, Ascomycota, Sordariomycetes, Glomerellales, Glomerellaceae. The record is from RefSeq and is a predicted model, not a curated record. The transcript has 2 exons.
GGAAAACGGACAAGAACUUCAUGAACAAAAUGGAACCAACUAAUUGGGAAGGGGACAUAAUAACGAGGAGGGCUCAAUUGGAGGGCUUAAUUCAUGACCAUAGUACAAUAGUAAUGGACAUAAUAAUACAGAAAAUCAGAAACCCACCAAAACCACAUCAUCAUCAUGUGCCGUUCAGCAUCCGAUGCGAACCACUGUGAGAGAUUGGAAUACGGAUACCCUAGGCAGCGGAUUCAACAGCUGAUCGGGACGGAUACAUCGUCACCGUAUCCGAGUGAAAAAAGGCCCCGGCGGAUGGGGCAAGAUAUCCGUCCGAUGCGCGGAAGCGUGGAGGCGGACGGGCGCCCGCAGGCCUGCAGCCGGCAAGGGCAAGGCCAUGCAGGCAGGAGAGAAAGAAGACCGCUCUCCCAUCCUGUCACCCUGACACGCAGAGUUUGCCAUGUCUCGAUGUCAGCGCGAAAAAGCUACUGUCAAAGCUAUGAACAAUCAGGGUCCCCACGAUAUGGAUGGACCCCGGAAAGUGCAGAGCCCUCCGUUGGCGUGUGGUCGAUGGUUCUCCCCAUUGUGCGAACCAGAGAUCGUCUUUCGCGCCCACGCGUGUGCCCAGUGUGCCAGUGUGGCCCACGAUGCCCGUCCAUUGUCGUCUGUUUUUACGUUGGUCCGAAGACAUUCCGAGGCCGGUUCGGCCCCAGUACCCGCAGACGGGAUAGCUCUAGCCUCUUGAGCCUCAUGUGGAAAAGCUUCGGGCGUGGAAAAAGGGGAGACAAAGUGCGAAGAGGCUAAUGAGAGCUUCCCGUAGCCAUGUUGAGGAUGUCCGAUAAUCGGAAAGCAUGGUUCUAUUGUCUCUCGUUGGUUUGCGACUUCUCGACUUUUGCGUACAAUACGGCCGCGCGCCCCUCCAACUCCUCUCAGGUCCUCAUUUACGCGAUGUUCUGGACUUUGGGCUAAAAGA